This is a messenger RNA of Amoebophrya sp. A25, 7329 nucleotides long. NCBI's taxonomy places the organism in Eukaryota, Dinophyceae, Syndiniales, Amoebophryaceae. The record is from the annotation of a GenBank genome assembly.
AGGCUCUUGGAGAUGUUGGUUACUCCGCCAAUACAAAUUUAAGGAGGUAAAGAUUUUUUUUGUCUACUUCGAUACUCCCCUUCUAGAGUACUACAACUAGUUCUUGUGAAGUGACUGAACUAGAACUACCUCAAAGAUGGCGUCGAUCCGGCCAAAGGGUACUGCGCAGAUCCGCGACGAGACGACUGCAGGCCUCGAACAGCUCGCGAAUGCACGGAAUAACACUGGGUCUUCGCUUGCUGGAGAACCUGAACCUAAGAGACAGAGAACAGACAAGGUCUCGAUGCCUUCUGCUUUGGCAGAUGACGUUGGAGGUUCCGUAGACACCAGUUUGAACGCUAUCAAAAGCGCUGCGGCGACCUAUGUUAACCCAGCAGCGCACCAAGCUGGUGGGAGUUCGAGUUCUAGCAACGUGAAGGGCCACGUGGGAGGAGGCGACUAUAGUGAUUAUGGAUCAUGAGUGGAAGAGAUACAGUGAUAUUUGCUGAGAACAACUUGUUGAGUUUCUAUUUCUGAUUUGUCCACAAAAAUUCCCGCUGAAAAUGCGUGUGUUACGAAAGUAGACGGACCGACUUACCUUCAUCCAUGGUAAGUGAUCUUUAUAUAUGUAUCACUUUCAAUCACACUCUAGUUGUACCUCCACCUCUAAUCCCCCUUGAAUCCCAAGCAGCUAGCCGGCAGCCACCGCGUUCCCUCAGUGGAUGGCGAGAGGUGUUUUUGGUUUUACUACCAAGAUGCUCACGAAGAUGUUGCGUUUCGAAAUGGCGUAUGUCGUGUAGUGCUUUUCGGAAAGGUAAUGCAGGGCGCGAGACCUGCAAACUGCGCUGUAGUAGUCAACGGCAUGAAACGAAACGUUUUUUUACUUUUGAAAAAACAAGGCUUGUCAGAAGAAGAGCACAAAAAAGAAGCGGAGCUUGCGUUUCAAGAGUUUUGCGAGACACAACUGAAGAAAGCGCUGAGGCUUGGGAAAAGUAAUUAUCCUUCUUGAGAUGAUCUUACAUUUAGGUACUAGGCAUGUUCAUGCUCAACAAUCUUCACACGGAGUUGUAAAGAAUAGAUUUUUCUCUCGAUGAUUAAAUCCAAAAACCAAGUAGUACAAUCUCCUCAAAGUACCUUUUCCGAAUAAGAAUAAAAAUCGAGGAUUUUGGUCUAAAACUGAUAGUACAAUCUCCUCACUCAUUCAUCCACCUAGAUAUGGACGCUCUCUCGACCGUGCAGUGGAAAGCAGUCAAGCGAAAAUACGUCUUCGAAAAGCCGAUACCCCAUCCUCACGGAGAGUUGCAGUUUUGCAAGGUGUCCUUUGAUGGAUCCAGCGGUACUAUUCUAGAAUUAUGGGUUUCCGAAUUGCAUAUGAAUUCUUCACUAUAAGAUCCCUGACUCUUUUCCUAGUAGAAAAGAGGCCAGGGAUUAUGUGCUGAAGAGUGUAAAAGUUCCGUAACCUUUAAUGGAAGCUGGCGGACAACAUUACAGCGAUAUCUUCGGAGCACAGACUAGUUUUUUGGAGAUGCUGUUCAAAAAGCGCAGUUUGAAAGGACCCAUGUGGCUGCGAGUAAGAAAUCCGAAGUUAUGGUGGAAAGCGGACUCUGGAUAUUUGAAGUACUUUUUUUUUGGACGAAAUAGAAGUAGAAGUAGAGAUCGCACUCAAGAACUACGAAUAAUAUUUACAACUUCUCAACCUCCUCAACAAGAUCGUUAAAUCAAUGCCUUACACUCUUUGGCUUUAAAGAUAUAAUUUACAACUUCUCUUACACAACUCAUCUCCCAAUGAGUUUCAUCCUUCAUACUCACCCGGUAUGGAAGACGUGUCGCUAUGCCCAUUGGAAGCGCAUGUGUACAGCCACAAAGAUUUGUUCAGUCAGAGCGACAUGGUGAAGAAACGGAUUACGCCAUUGACCAAGAUGCCAUCUGUGAGUCCUCCAAUGACUCUAGCUAUGAUAGGCGUGAAAACGAGACAGCGAAAGCGAGGAGGCGAACAUGAACUAGUGAUGCUUUGCAUUGGGUGGAAGGAGCAGCCGUUUCAGGUAAUUGCAAUUCUUUGAUUUGAUUUGAGGGUUUUUUCAGUAGCUUCGAUCUAGCUUCGUGCACUUUGAUCGCCUUCUCCUUUCACUUCGUGCAGCUCACCCAAAAUUCGCAAACAUCCAGGUAGACAGCCCCGACCCGGACAUUUCUCGUGUGCAGUCGCAGAUGAGACGCUGGGCAAGAGUGCGUCAGUUCGCCGACGACGCAAAACUACCUGUCGUGAAUGGACGGCGAGUAGAGCUACCGAGUAUGGGUCCAAACUACGAGUGUGAAGUUUGUAACACGGAGCAUCAGCUCUUGCAGGAAUUUUUGACACAGCUCCGGAGACUGGAUCCUGAUGUGCUAGUGAUGCACAAUGCGUACGGCUUUGGCCUUGAUAUAUUGGGAAACAGGAUCAACGCGCAGAGACUGAAAGAAUGGCAUAUGGUACUUCGAUGGGCCGCUUGUAAGUACUACUAGUUUGAUGGUUUUGUUUUUUUGAUGUUCUUAAGGGAGGAUGCGGAUGGCUACAAACCUGAGUCAUGUAAAGUAAACUCGAACUCGAAUUAUAUUUAUGUACCCUCAUAAUAAGAUUCUUGACUAUCUAAGGAUCAAAAGCUUAUGUACCCUCAUAAUCACCGAUCCCAGGCUUCCCGGCUUCGUCGCACUGGUGACUUCCAGUACAGAAAAACAGGCGCAAGUGGGUUUUACCUAGGUCGACAGCUAACGAUUGGUCGCCUAGUUUGCGAUACGCUGCUCAUGAGCAGGGAUUUGAUUCCAAAGCAAAACAACUACGAAAUACCACAUCUCAUGAAACUCAAGUUCGACAUGCACGUUCCAGAGUAUUAUUUUUUUGUUGAUCGUUUGCAAGGGUGAGGCUGUGACUGAACCGACGAAAUUUGGAUUGGCUUCUUCAUGGUCAUUGUCCUCUUCUUGUAGCAUCAGUAGAGUCGCUACACGGCACUGCCAGUGCCACCAUCUACUACCAGUGCUAGUCUUACUUUGAUUAUAGCGCAAAAAUGCAUGAUGAUUUACUUUCCAAUCAAUGGGGUACUUUCACUUACACAUCACAGAACAAACUAAGUACAAAGGUUAUAGUUAGACACUUCUCUUCGUCUAUUCAUUAAAUCACUUAAAUAAAAAGCCUCAGCCGGCUUGUUUCCUCUUUCUACCUUUAGGCUAUCCCUUCUUGCAACAAAUCUUUAGGGUUGCCCUUAAGGCAGUCUGCACUGAACUUUGUGCGAGAUUAAUUGUAGCAACAAAUCUCUUCAUCAUCAGGCAUCCUCCUCCACUUGUCGACUACAAAGAUGCUAAGGUGGUUAAGGAGUAUGCUGCCUAUGCCAUGGACGAGAUGAUUUGCACCUUCAUGCUCAUGCACCGACUGGAGAUGUUGACUUUGACCAAGCAACUAACCAUCAUCGGAGGCAAUCUCUGGGCUCACAGCCUGCAGAACAAGAGGGCAGAAAGGAACGAGUACUUGCUGAUCCACGAGUUUCAUAGGGAGAAAUACGUGUGUCCCGACAAAGCGGAGUUCGGCGGGAAGAAGAAGGGAAACGUGGAUCUGGAAGACCUAGGGCUGGGAGGAGGUGAUGGAGAAGAUGGAAAUAAAGGAGCGAAUGCGCCGACAAAUAUUAUGUCCUGAUCAUGUUCUUGAAGAUGUUAAAGUUGUUGAGUUGUCACGUGGUUCGCAAAUGAAUGAAUGAAUGAAUGAAUGAAUAAAGUAGAUGCGUUGAGGUUGAAGCCAGAGUAUCGAGAAUGUAGAAGAAAUGAGUGCUCACAUUAGACUUCAUCUGGCUCCACCGCUUCUACCUUGCAAAUGCUUCCCACCUAGUCUUGUAUAGCAAUAGACCAGGAUGUAACUCCACGAACCUCUUCCACCUCUAAUCCCCACAAAAAAGCGGCUUAUUCGGGUGGUCUGGUGCUGGAGCCUAAAGUUGGCCUGUACGACGACUUCGUUCUUCUCUUGGAUUUCAACUCUUUGUACCCGUCGUUGAUCCAGGAGUACAACAUCUGUUUCUCCACAGUGCAGAGACCUCGUGGAGACCGCGCAGGACUGCUGACGGAGCAGGAGAUGAUGAAGGAAGUCACACCACCCAUGGCCAGAGACGAGAAAUCCGCAGGGGUGUUGCCGCGAGUUUUGAUUAUGCUCCUGGGUCAUUUCUUACACUUAUACUUAGUUUGACUUCACAUGAAGAUCUCUGUUGGACUUCCUUAAUUUGACUUUCACAAUCUCAGCUCUAGUCUGCCCGCUGGUCCGAGUCCUGUCAGGGCAGCACGAAGAGCCGAGUGCAGGGCUGUGUCGUUGUCGUUCCUAAGUGCUGGGUUUAGGAUCGCGCGCAAGUUGGACUGGCUAUCGGUUACGACGACGACCCUUUGGCCAGGGGUAGCCCUGGCGCCUAUCCCCCACAAGGUCGCCUCGAUUGCCGAUCUCUCCACCUCGAAGGAGUCACGUGAAGAUCUCUGUUGGACUUCCUUAAUUUGACUUUCACAAUCACACGAUCUCUGUUGGUCUUGAGUUUUUAAAAGUUCCCACUUCUAAGCGUCAACGCCUCGUCGAUUCGCGAAAAGACGUGAAGAAGGAGAUCAAAACCACCCCAGCUGGCGACAAGCAAAAGCUUGGCCAACUCGAGACCAAGCAAUUAGCUCUCAAGCUAACCGCGAACUCGAUGUACGGUUGUCUCGGUUUCGCGAAUUCCCGUUUCCACGCCAAGCCAAUCGCAGCGUUGAUCACACAGCGAGGAAGAAGCGCACUGAGUGAGACGCAGCAGCUGAUAGAAUUAAGGCUUCCCCUAAUGGUCCAUCUUCGGAGCAGAAGUCACCCUAGCUAGAGAGAGGCCUUUCAAGGGAGAAAGGGAAGCAGGAUGCUUCUGGAGAUGCAUUAGGGUGAGCUCUAAUAGAAACCAUGAAUUUCGAUGUCGUCUAUGGUGACACGGACUCUGUCUUCGUCAGGUCGAAGACCAAGGACUAUCAUGAAGCAGUGAAGAUCGCGUCGAGGAUCAAGUCGGAGGUCAACAAAAAAUACCGAAAACUGGAGAUCGAUCUGGACGGGGUGUUUCAAAGGAUUCUGCUCUUGAAAAAGAAAAAAUACGCGGGAGUCAAGAUUAAAGACUGUUAUGAGGUGGAAAAGGUAGAGUUAUAGUGAUGUCGACGAAUAGUUUCAGUGGUGGGCACGCGCACGUGAUGUCGACGAUGUACGGGAUGUCGAUGUAGAUCUUCAUUUGAAGUAAUUUGCACGUGAUGUCGACGAUGUACUAGAUCAUCUUCAUUUGAAGUGAUUUUGAUUUCCUCUGUCUAACACUCGGAAAAGAAGCUCCUCGACAAGGAGUACAAGGGUUUAGACCUGGUGAGAAGAGAUUGGUGCAGACUUAGCAGUGAUAUGGGCAAGGAAAUCUUGGAUAAAGUCUUGGGUGGAGAGCUUGCGGAUGACGCUGUAGUGGAAUGGAUACACGAGUACUUGAAAGAGACGAGGAAGAAUUAUGAAAUGUUCAGACUGAUGUUCUUAGUCAUGCUUAGCGUUCUUACAAAUGCACACUGUCACUGCAGAGGCAAUUCCCCAAGAUUACUUAUCUGAAAUGACCACUUCUAAUCUCCAAUAGACAAGGACGAGCUCUACCUCGCUUCGUUUUUGAUAACCAAGUCGAUCUCGAAGAUGCCGCACGAAUACCCAGAUCCUCGGAAUCAGCCUCAUGUGAUGGUCGCGAAGCGCAUGAUGGAGAAGGGUCUGACGGUGAAUCCCGGUCUAGAAGUGGCCUAUCUCAUCUGCAAGAGGCUAGAGGGGGAAGCGGGUGAAGGCAGUGCGAUCAAGCCAGAGGACGUCAGCAACAUUGGCAUGUGCGCUUUCUCAAUGGCUGAGUUGCAAGACCCUAAGAACAAGAUUCAGUUGGACAAAGAAUGGUACUUGAAAUCGCAGAUACAUCCACCGUUGAUGCGCUUGCUAGCGCCGAUUGAUGGAACUGAUGCGGGAAAGAUUGCGGAGGCUUUGGGCAUGGACAGUACGAAAUUCAUGGUCGCUUCUUUAGGUGCUGGGGCAGUGGAGCACGAUGCGGAAGAAGCGUCGACAUUGGUAGAGGAGAUAUUGAACCCGAUUACGCGAUACAAGGGAAGGAAGCUGCUUUUCGAGAUGCAAUGUACUUUUCUGUUGUUUUGCACUCUCUUCACGGACCUACAACUUUUAGCUUGGCUAGUAUCGCACAGAGUUCUGUUGAUAAUUCUGAAUUUCUCAUGGUCCAUCUCCCUUAGCAUCAUUACAACUCCAGGUUCCGGCUGUUCCAAGCUUAUCCCUCUUCAAAAGUUUCUUGGUCUUAACGAGGACUUACAAGUUGUCAAUGAGGACGCGAUGUUGCGCUGUCCCUUCUGCGACUUGCAAGAGCCAAGGAUGUUACUCAGUCAAAUCUUGCACGGGUUUCGGAAUAUCCACAUCCGAUAUAUGGAAGGCAUCACGACAUUUAAGGCCGCUUCAGGUAAUCCAUCUUAGAAUUAGAAAGCAUCUUAGGGUUAUGCCUGUUCCGUAAGUGGGAAAGGGCUUUAAGAUGAGUCGCAAGAUGGAUUGUGGUGAGCGCAAAUACAUGUACGGAGCAAACCUGUCGAAGAGUGUCUAAGACGCUGUCGCUGAAGAGUUGCGGACAGCGAUGCGAGAACCCGAACUGCAACGCAGAGGUGAAGCCAAAUGUGUCGCAACAAUUGGUGCAGGAUGAGAUUAACUUAUGAAAUCUAAAAGAUCCUGUCCACUACUAGAUCAUGGAUUACUUAUGUUGACUCUCUCUUCCGUCUUUGCAAGUCCUUGUUUGCUCUCCUCCUUAAAUUCUUCACUUCCCAGCUAGUCCUAAGUACAAAACUAAGCAAAUGCCUCUUUCCGUCACUCUAACACCUCUCGCCAUGGUCUUGCUCCUACGCGCGAAGACGUUCUUGCUGAUGAAGAAGGGCCAGCGCAGCGACACGGCCGACACGAUAUUGAGGGCGCUCGACCGGAGUCAGCAGUAUGUGCAAGUAUUGGGAAAUCACUCUGAGUACAACCAAAUCGAUGUUGGCCGUAUGUACUUCAAAAUAUACAACUGAUUGGUGGAGAUAUGAUGUACGUGAUGAUCAUGGAAAUUUACUUUGAUAGAUGAAGGCCUGUGACUUAUACCACAAUACGAAUACUUUUAUGUUGAUUACUUUUACAACGCGAACGGCCACGACACUGAAACAAAUGGUUAAAAUCAAAACACGACUGACACGCUCAACAUCACUUAUUCUCUGAACUGAAACUGUACGAUACGACACUGGAGGCAAAAAAAUCUUGAAAAAACCGGAACGCGUUACCUUGAACUUGUAAAAGUCAAACUUGAUUCC